AUGAAUCUAGAACUGAGAAGUCCUUUCGAAUCAGAUUAUCCUGCUAAACUUGAAGCGACCGUUAGAGAUGGACCUGUACGUUGUAUCAGCUUUAAUAAACGAGGUACGAUGUUAGCAGGUGGUUGUUCCGAUGGUUACUGCAUAAUAUGGGACUUUCAGUCAAUGAGUAUUAUCCGUAAAAUGAGAUGUCAUGUAAGCUCAGUGACAAGCGUAAGCUGGUCACGUAAUGGUCGCUGUAUCCUCUCGUCUGGUGAAGACCACAAGUGCGUUUAUUGGGAUAUAACGAAAGGCACUCAAAAAUGGAUCCGUUUCGAUGGACCAGUACUUAUGUCUCAAAUGCACCCGAGAAAUAAUUUUAUUUUCGUUGCUUCAAUAUACCAAGAUUCUCCGGUGAUUGUAGAAAUAGGCGACACGAUACGUCGAUUUCCAUUACCAACGAAUGCAGAGUCUUUGUCUGACGCGAACAACAGCAGCAGUGAAGAAACGACGAAUUCGACUCUUUAUAUACAUAAAACAGUUGUUUGUCGAUACGAUAAGUGUGGAAACCGAAUUCUCACGGGGACGAAUAAAGGUUAUUUGAAUGUAAUCGAUCCAACUACUCGAAGAAUAUUAGACAAUCCAAAACUUAGUCACUUGUCUAUAAGAAAUAUAUCUGUUAGCCGUAACGGGAAAACGGUUGCUGUUAAUAUUUCAGACAAAACGAUUCGACUUUAUGGGUUGGACGACGAAGGGAUGGAUAUAAAAUCUGAACUACAAUUUGCGGAAACUGUGAAUAAAGAUAAUUGGAACCAAUGCUGUUUCAGUCAAAAUGGUGACUACCUAAUAGGAGGUUCUGGAAAAUUAGCAUCGCACGAAAUAUUUAUAUGGGAUAGAAGAACUACCAGGCUGGUACAAGUUCUACAAGGACCAAAUGAAACGUGUAUAGACCUUGCUCAACAUCCUAUACAGCCGAUAAUUAUAUCAGUGGAUGUAGAAGGAACAAUGUAUACGUGGACAACGAGACAUAAAGAAGAUUGGGUUUGUUGGGAUCCGGCGUUUAAAGAAAUUGACGAUAAUAUAGUAUAUGAAGAAAGGGAAGAUGAAUUUGAUAUUGUGAGUGAAGAGGAAACAGAACAUUCCCGAAAUAAUCAAGUAAAACAAGAAAAUGAAGAUGAUGAAGAAAUUGACGUAGUAACUGUUGAUAGACCCGCACGUUCCGAUUCCUCUGAUAUAGAGGAUGAUGAACUAAUUUAUUUAGUGGAUUCUGAAGUGGAAAGUUAUAUUAGCACAAAAACACUUGAAACUCAACAACCUGAAAGUUCAACAAGGUCAGGACAUUCUGCAAACAAUAUAGUUGUUUCCAGUAGUACGUAG
This is a messenger RNA of Funneliformis mosseae, 1353 nucleotides long. The record is from the annotation of a GenBank genome assembly. NCBI's taxonomy places the organism in Eukaryota, Fungi, Glomeromycota, Glomeromycetes, Glomerales, Glomeraceae.